Molecule: messenger RNA, 225 nt
Organism: Bursaphelenchus xylophilus (pine wood nematode)
Lineage: Eukaryota; Metazoa; Nematoda; Chromadorea; Rhabditida; Aphelenchoididae
Source: the annotation of a GenBank genome assembly
AUGCGUUCGCUCAUAUUCAUAGUUGCAUUGUUCGUAAUUGCUGGUGUAGUCAGCGCCGACUGCGAAGGAGUCUGCCACGCUCUUUGCAAUAUUAUCUGUCGUCUCGUUGGAAGCACCUGCGAGGAAAGUCAUUGCGAAGGAAUUAGUUGUUAUUUCAACUGCACUAACGGGCACGAGGACUUGAUUGGCCAUGAUGAAAUGAUGAACUUCAAGAUCGAACAUUAA